Halteromyces radiatus is the source of this 405-nucleotide messenger RNA. RefSeq lists its product as uncharacterized. NCBI's taxonomy places the organism in Eukaryota, Fungi, Mucoromycota, Mucoromycetes, Mucorales, Cunninghamellaceae. The record is from RefSeq and is a predicted model, not a curated record. The annotation marks the transcript as partial. The transcript has a single exon.
UUCUACGGUGAUGCUGGACGUGGACACGGAUCAAGAAUCGGUGGCCAUACUCGUGGUAGUCAUGAUGUUUUUAUCGGGAAACUCUCUGAAAAAGCUACAGUGGUGUCUAUUGAUGAGUAUCGUUCUUCAAAAUUGUGUGCCUUCUGUCACAUGCCCAUCAUUCAUCCUGUCAAGACAAACAAGGACAAAUCAAAGAAGAUCACCAAUUUAGGAACGGUUGUUUGCAUCAACCCUGAUUGCUACAGCCGGAAGAAUGGAUAUGCCGCCAGAGGACGAGACGAAAAUGCUUCUAUCAACAUAGCAAUAAUCGGAUAUGAACAGCUCGCCUUUUGUCAAACAAUUAAACAAUUCGAAAGAUCUUCUCUUCAUGCUGGAGGUUUGAAAGGGAAGGUAACACUUGUAUAG